Molecule: messenger RNA, 4407 nt
Organism: Gadus macrocephalus (Pacific cod)
Lineage: Eukaryota; Metazoa; Chordata; Actinopteri; Gadiformes; Gadidae
Gene: nrxn3b
Product: neurexin 3b
Source: RefSeq, a predicted model, not a curated record
UUCCUACCCCUAACAGAUGCGGCCACUGCUCUUUCACAAAAGGUAGAUAGAAUACAUCCACAGUAACAAAUCCAUCUCGCAUAACACGGCGAAAUGGAACGUCAUAUUUAUAACAACAGAGUCGACAACGACGAGAUAUGAGUAGCCCGCAGGGCAGAGCGCACUCACUGCAUUUCUAAUGCGUGUGGCUGCUGGGCCUGGAAACGGGAAUGAUCGUAAAUGAUUGUCAGCCCCUGGAGUGAGUAAAGGGGGUUGGGCUAGAGCGCCGAGUGUGGGUGAAUCCGGUCCGAGUCCCGCCAGUCGCUCCGAGAGAGCCGAGCUGAGAGACGCGCGUUCACACAGACAAGGCAGAGGGAAGAACGCUGAUGCGCAACUAGACAACUAUAAUACUAGAAUAACCUUCUGACCACCUCGACUCUCCAGCUCCAUCCCUCUCACGGUCCUACUGGGCAGAGCCUGAUCAUUUUUGUUGUUGAUUCAAAUCCAUCCCUUUUUUUGAUUUUUGAUUUCUCCCUGGGAAUACUGUUAUUACGCCACUUGCACCGUUUAAGAAAUUUAGGGUUUUCUAUAGAGGUGAUUCGACCAUGGGGAAUGGAUACGGAACCGGACCAAAGAUGGAGGCCUUGUGCUUGAACCCAGGCAGUCGCCUAAGAGCAAAGCCAACAGACGCAGCUCUGAACCACUGACCGAAAAAAACCCAGAGGAUCAGAUAUUUCCUUGGGCUCAUACCUGCACACGCUACGUGGAAAUUGGUUAUUUUAUCCGGCCAUCUUUGAAGUACCCUUGGUGGAGAAACAAUAUAUUCAGUCCAUUAUCGACAUUAGAUCUUCAUCCGCCACUGCAAAAAAAAGGCCAAGAAAACGGAUAUUGCGCUCCAGUGUGGACCGCGGACCUAGCACAUGGAAUAUACCUCAACAGCAGAUAUCUCAAGAAGCAGUAGCACCAAAAUUUAAAAUAACCUGAUGUUAUUAUCACUUUGAGGAUCUAUUUCCAAUUGAAACCCCCUUCUCCCUCCCUCCAACACCGGAUCGUGAUACCGUUCGCCAACAUGAAUCCCUGUUGCCUCCCGGGUCUCCUCCUGCCACUGCUGGCCGUGGCGCUGGCCGGCACGCUGGGUCUGAGCGGCGCCCUGGAGUUCACCGGCGCUGAGGGCCAGUGGGCCCGCUACAUGCGCUGGGACGCCAGCAGCCGGAGCGACCUCACCUUCCAGUUCAAGACCUCCGCGCCCGACGGCCUUGUCCUGUACUUCGACGACGGCGGCUACUGCGACUUCCUGCUGCUGGCGGUGGCGGCCGGCCGGCUGCAGCUCCACUUCAGCAUCGACUGCGCCGAGACCACCGUCGCGUCCGACAAGGCGGUGAACGACAGCCGCUGGCACUUCGUGGCCGUCGGGCGCGACAACCUGCGCACGGCGCUCACCCUGGACGGGGUGACCAAGGCGGACGAGGUGCGACCCCAAAGGCACUUCAUGAAGAUCGUCAGCGACCUGUUCCUGGGCGGGCUGCCGGGGGACAUCCGCAUGUCGGCCAUCACCCUGCCGUCCGCGGGACAGCUGCCGCCGUUCAGGGGGAUUAUCCGGGAGCUGAGCUACGGCAGCGGGCCGCCCAGGUUGAUCAACAGUCAGAAGGUGCGCUUGGAUCUGCUGGGCCUGUGCACGGAGAACCCCUGCGAGAACGGGGGGAGCUGUUCUCUGGCCGACGGGGAGCCCUACUGCGACUGCUCCAAGACGGGGUACAUGGGGCGCCACUGCACUGAAGCAGUACAGAGAACACCAGGCCUGGCACACCUGAAGGCAGAGCAAGCGAGGGAGGAGAACGUCGCCACCUUCCGCGGCUCCGAGUACUUCUGCUACGACCUUUCCCAGAACCCCAUCCAGAGCAGCAGCGACGAGAUCACUCUGUCCUUCAAGACGUGGCAGCGCAACGGCCUUCUGCUCCACACGGGCAAGUCGGCAGACUACGUCAACCUGGCGCUGAAGGAUGGCGCCGUGUCCCUCGUCAUCAACCUGGGCUCCGGGGCCUUCGAGGCCAUCGUGGAGCCCGUCAACGGGAAGUUCAACGACAACUCGUGGCACGAUAUCAAAGUGACGCGCAAUCUGCGACAGCAAUCAGGCAUUGGACACGCUAUGGUGACCAUCUCCGUGGAUGGCAUCCUCACCACCACAGGCUAUACCCAGGAAGACUACACCAUGCUGGGCUCAGAUGACUUCUUCUACGUGGGCGGGAGCCCCAGCACCGCGGACCUGCCAGGGUCCCCGGUCAGCAACAACUUCAUGGGCUGCCUCAAAGAGGUGGUGUACAAGAACAACGACAUCCGCCUGGAGCUGUCCCGCCUGGCGCGCAUCGUGGACCCCAAGAUGAAGCUCCAGGGCGACGUGGUGUUCCGCUGCGAGAACGUGCCCACCCUGGACCCCAUCAACUUCGAGACGCCCGAGUCGUCUGGCCUGCCCAAGUGGAACACCAAGCGGGUGGGCUCCAUCUCCUUCGACUUCCGCACCUCCGAGCCCAACGGGCUCAUCCUGUUCACCCACGGGAAGCCUCAGGAUCGCCGGGGCGGAGACGCCACGCCCGCCGCUGCCGCCGCCGCCGCCGCCAAGGGCCAGAAGAACAACAACAAGGUGGAUUUCUUCGCGGUGGAGCUGCUGGACGGGGGGCUGUACCUGCUGCUGGACAUGGGCUCAGGGACCAUCAAGGUGAAGGCCACCGUGGCCAAGGUCAACGACGGGGCCUGGUACCACGUGGACAUCCAGAGGGACGGGCGCUCAGGCAUCAUCUCGGUGAACAGCCGCCGCACGCCCUUCACGGCCAACGGAGAGAACGAGAUCCUGGACCUGGAGGGGGACCUGUACCUUGGGGGUCUCCCCGACAGCCGGCCCGGCCUGGUGCGCCCCACCGAGCUCUGGACGGCCAUGCUCAACUACGGCUACGUGGGCUGCGUGCGCGACCUCUUCAUCGACGGCCGCAGCAAGGACGUGCGUCAGAUCGCUCAGUCGCAGAACAUGACGGGCAUCCGGCCCUCCUGCAGCAAGAUGGCCGCCAAGCAGUGCGACGCCAAGCCCUGCAAGAACCAAGGCGCCUGCAAGGAGGGGUGGAACCGCUACGUCUGCGACUGCACCGCCACUGGCUUCUGGGCCAGCACCUGCGAACGGGAGGCCUCGGUGCUAUCCUACGACGGCAGCAUGUACAUGAAGGUGGUGAUGCCCACCACCAUGCACACGGAGGCUGAGGACGUGUCCCUCCGCUUCACGUCCCAGCGGGCAUUCGGCCUGCUCAUGGCCGCCACAUCGCGCGACUCGGCCGACACGCUCCGCCUGGAGCUGGACAGCGGCCGGGUCAAGCUCACCGUCAACUUAGGCAAGGGUCCGGAGGUGAUCUACGCUGGUCAGAAACUCAACGACAACGAGUGGCACGCGGUCAGAGUGGUACGCGCGGGAAAGAACUUCAACCUCACCGUGGACGAGGACGUAGCUGAAGGUCAGAUGGCGGGCGACCACACCCGCCUGGAGUUCCACAACGUGGAGACGGGCAUCCUGACGGAGAAGAAACGCUUCGUCUCCUCCUCCCCCUCUUCCUUCAUUGGUCAUCUGCAGGGCCUGAAGUUCAACGGCAUGCAGUACAUCGACAUGUGCAAGAACGGCGACAUCGACUUCUGCGAGCUCAACGCCCGCUUCGGCAUGCGCUCCAUCAUCGCCGACCUGACCUUCAGGAGCAAGGGCAGCUACCUGGGCCUGGCCACGCUGCAGGCCUACACCACCAUGCACCUCUUCUUCCAGUUCAAGACCACCUCCUCCGACGGCUUCAUCCUGUUCAACAGCGGCGAUGGCAACGACUUCAUCGCUGUGGAGCUGGUCAAAGGGUUCAUCCACUAUGUGUUUGACCUGGGCAACGGGCCCAGCCUGCUGAAGGGGAACAGCGACAACCAGCUGAACGACAACCAGUGGCACAACGUGGUGAUCACUCGGGACGGCACCAACACGCACACCCUAAAGGUGGACUCCAAGUCGGUCACGCAGAAUGUCAACGGAGCCAAGAACCUGGACCUCAAAGGUGAUCUGUUCAUCGGGGGCCUGGGCCCCAACAUGUACCAGAGUCUCCCCAAGCUGGUGGUCUCCCGCGAAGGCUUCCAGGGCUGCCUGGCCUCCGUGGACCUCAACGGGCGCCUGCCCGACCUCAUCAACGACGCCCUGUUCCGCAGCGGGCAGGUGGAGCGCGGUUGCGAAGGUCCCAGCACCACCUGUCAGGAGGACUCCUGCACCAACAUGGGCGUGUGCAUCCAGCAGUGGGAGAACUUCACCUGCGACUGCACCAUGACGUCCUACACCGGGACCCACUGCAAUGACCGUGAGUCCCCCGAUACGCCCGCCUCCUGAGGCCCCCGCAACGCCACGCUGUGUCCCCUGCCCUGUUG